This is a messenger RNA of Pimephales promelas (fathead minnow), 1953 nucleotides long. It is a transcript of the gene crip2, whose product is annotated as cysteine rich protein 2. Lineage: Eukaryota; Metazoa; Chordata; Actinopteri; Cypriniformes; Leuciscidae. The record is from RefSeq and is a predicted model, not a curated record.
GAUGCGCUCCAGCUCUCAGCCAUUGGUCGGAUUGAGCGCGUGCAAGACAAACCUUGUGAGAGAGAAUCCAGUUUGAGUUCACCAUGGCUUCAAAGUGUCCUAAAUGCGAAAAGACUGUGUAUUUUGCUGAGAAGGUGUCGUCACUGGGGAAGGACUGGCACAAGUUCUGUCUGAAGUGCGAGCGCUGCAGUAAGACCCUGACAGCGGGUGGCCAUGCUGAGCAUGAUGGGAAACCAUACUGCCACAAGCCAUGCUAUGCUGCCCUCUUUGGUCCAAAAGGUGUGAACAUUGGAGGUGCAGGAUCAUAUGUGUACGAAAAUCCCGCCAACAAUUCCCCGCCCGUAUCUACCGUGGACUCCACACCCAAACCUCAGGAGAAAUGGGUCCCAGCAUCUGCUAAGGUGCCAUCUAAAGCUGGAAGCAUCACCACCUUCUCUGGGGAAGCAAACCUGUGUCCCAGAUGCAACAAGAAGGUCUAUUUUGCUGAGAAGGUGACAUCAUUGGGGAAGGACUGGCAUCGCCCAUGCCUGCGCUGUGAAAGAUGUAAAAAGACCCUGGCAGCAGGCAGCCACGCAGAGCACAAUGGUCAGCCCUACUGCCAUAAGCCGUGUUAUGCUGUCCUCUUCGGCCCAAAAGGUGUAAACACUGGUGGGGUUGGCAGCUACAUUUACGACAAGGAGCCCAACACUGAGGCUCAGCCUUGAUUUUCAGUCUUUGGGAAGCCCAACUACAUUAUAACAACAGCCACUACCAGUACCUCACGCACUUUCACAUAUUGCCCCACUUCUGGCCUUAUCACGGAUCUUUCUGCAGAAAAGUGACGCCACUUGCUACAACCAUGCCUUCAGCUCCAACUGCACCACUGACAGUAACUUGGGCUCUUCUUAUUGGUCCACUCGAUAGUCCUCUACCCCAAUUGUCCGCAACAAGAGGAAAAUUUGAGCUUCAUGAUAUACACACACUGGUCAACAUGUUCGUUUCCGACUGAUCAUUUCACUAUCUUUGUGUGUGUAGUUGCAUAUAUCGCCCCUACAAAGGACAAAACCAAGACCCCACUUUCACAAUACUGCAUGUACAGUAGUAUGUGUGUGUCAUGUGUGUUCUAGCAGAUAAAACGACAGAAGUUCACUUGGGGAGCUUUGUUUUUGCAGAGGAGAUAUGUUUGAAUAUCCUGCUGACAGAGAGCAGAAUCUCUCCUUAGAGGCUUCGUGCAGAUGCUCAGGAGCACAUCAUCAUAAAUCUUAAAAAAUAUUCUCAAACCCAGAUUUACUUUUUGGCCAUAUGGCAACAUUCCUGAGUUUAGGAAGAGAAGUUCUUCAGGAUGAACACGACAGUUAAGUAAAAUAGCCAAGCUCCUAUUUUUAAGAGGAGGACAGAUCCUGCUCCCGGAGGGCGACCGUCCUGCAGAGUUUAGCUUCGACUCUAAUUAAAUACACCUGAACCAGCUAAUCAAGGUCUUCCAGAUUACUAGAAACUGUAGGCUGGUGUGUUGGGACAGGAUGGAGCUAAAUUCUGCAGGAGCAGCCCUGGACACCCCUGAUUUAUGCGGUAGCUAUAGUGGAAGUCCACAGGGACAGUUGGUGUAUGUGAUUGGUGCUUGUUGACCAAGUAACUUGCAGCUAAUAUUUCUGAUGCCAAUCUAGUACUGUUACAUAACGCAUGGAAAUGGAUUAAGGAAAAGAUUAAUCUUUUGUAUUGUUUGUGAUCUGGAUAUUUAGACGAACCCCAGUUUCUCAAAGUGUUGAAACUGAAGUAUUAUGUUUCCAUUUAGUUUGUAGUAAGUUCGACUACAUUCUUACUGAAUGUGCAUUUUGUACUCUACGACUGUUAUUGUUAUUAUGAUUUUUUCUGUAUCAGGCCUAUUUUCUUUUAAGACCUUUACUAUGCAGAGCCUGCAAGUCAAGUCCUGCUGCUUCUGUGUUUAAUCCCAUAAUAAAGUUUACAUAAUGCUUU